AUGCACUGUGACGUCAAACAGUUCACCAAGAUUGCUCCAGUUGCCUGGAUGAUUCUUCUGGGUGAUGGUUUCCACAACAUGAUGGACGGUGUAACUAUUGGAGCCGGCUUCUCCCAAAGUCCCAUCCUUGGUCUUACCCUGAGUCUUAGCAUUAUGUUCGAAGAACUGCCACAUGAACUGGGUAAGUUACUGUGUGACUUCAUCUCUAUUCGUUCGGAUUUUAGGCCUAUCUUUAGCUAUCGUAGAACUUCCUUGGCCUUUUCCAGUAAGACGCGUGCGUUACACCUCAAACGAUUUCUACUUAGGCAUAUUGUGUGCGUUUUCGACCGUCGGUUUUGA
Molecule: messenger RNA, 339 nt
Organism: Dibothriocephalus latus
Lineage: Eukaryota; Metazoa; Platyhelminthes; Cestoda; Diphyllobothriidea; Diphyllobothriidae
Source: the annotation of a GenBank genome assembly